This is a messenger RNA of Notolabrus celidotus (New Zealand spotty), 6876 nucleotides long. RefSeq names its product nodal modulator (gene nomo). NCBI's taxonomy places the organism in Eukaryota, Metazoa, Chordata, Actinopteri, Labriformes, Labridae. Gene Ontology annotation, molecular function: carbohydrate binding. Gene Ontology annotation, cellular component: endoplasmic reticulum membrane. The record is from RefSeq and is a predicted model, not a curated record.
UGUUUCCCGUUCAGGAAGUUGUCUCUGGGAAAAGCUGUGAAGUCUUCCUGACAGCGGACAGUCAACUCCCUGUUGACGAAGUCUGCUAAGUCCACUGUUAGCUCACUGUAAUAUUACACCACACAUAGAAAGUUCAUUAUAUAAAGAAAGGGAACUAUGGAGGUCGACUCAGUCUUCUACACUGAUCGGAGUGGAAGAGUCACCAGUAACCCGCUGUUGGAUCAGCUCCCUAGCUACCAGUCUCUGCUGUACCGCAGGAAGUCAUCAACCACCGGAACCAAGCGGAGAAGCAUCUCAAGAGCCAGACUUGGCUCUACUGGCAGUGGGAAAUGGGGCAUCAACACUUUCAAGAAACGUGAGGAGAGACUGAAGGGUCUGACAGAGCAGAGACCCAUCAGGGAACUGGCCAGGACCAUGGCUGAGAAACGCAGGGACAACACACAGCGUCUGGAGGAGGCUAAAGAGCUCAGCAGCUGGAGCCAUCUAAGGCGAAGCACCCGCAGGUAUCUGAGGAGGUUUGGGGAUGAUGCCCAAGAAUGGCUGAACUCCCUGAAGCUCUGGAGGGGAGACAUACACCUGAUUGAGGGGAUGUUCGGCACAGGAAUCCUCUCGUACUUCUCCUUCCUGCGCUUCCUUGUGAUGCUCAACUUUGUCAUCUUUCUGCUUAUGUUCAGCUUCGUCAUGCUUCCCAUCAUCAUUGCCCCCAGUGCUUCAGGAAACAUCACCUACAACUUGCAUGAUGGGAGUGAGUGCAAUUUGUAUCCAAGCAGUGCCCGUCGAGGUCUGGUCAUCUUUCAUGAGCACAUCACAGAUCUGCUGUCCGGUGGAGGCUUUCUGGAGCAGACUUAUCUUUUCUAUGGCUACUACAGGGCGGACAAGAUUCAUUUUCAGAAUACCACUUACAAUUUGCCACUGGCCUACCUGCUGGUUACUAUAGCCUACCUGUUCCUCAGUCUAAUCUGGAUUGUUAAAAGGUCUGCUACAGGAUUCAAACGGAACCUAGUUCAAGACGAGGAUCGCUUUCAGAGCUUCUGCAACAAGAUUUUUGCUGGCUGGGAUUUCUGCAUCACCAACGAGAACGCUUCGAGGCUGAAGAGAAGCAGUUUACUCUAUGAGCUCAAGACGGAUUUGGAGGAGGAGAGGAUCAAACAGAAAAUUGCAGAUCGCACUCGCAAAGAAAAGUGUCGGAUUUACCUCAUCCGCCUCAUCCUCAACCUUUUCGUCAUCGCUGUCCUGGCUGCUUGCUUCUACAGCAUUUAUGUGGCCACCAUUUUUUCCCAGGAAGCACAGAUUAAAGAAAUAAAAGAGAAUUUUAUUGUGGAUCUGAUCUAUGAGUAUCUGCCCUCAAUUGUGAUCACCAUGGCCAACUUCAUCACGCCACUCCUCUUCUCUGUCAUCAUCAAUUUUGAGGACUACUCGCCUGCUUUUGAGAUCCGCUUUACCCUCUUGAGGUGUGUCUUCAUGCGGUUGACCAGUAUUGGUGUUUUACUCUUCUCUCUCUGGUCUCAGAUCACUAAGUGUGACAAGGAGCCUUGCAUCUGCGGCUAUAACCAUAAGCUUUACUCUUGUUGGGAGACCCGUGUGGGACAAGAGAUGUACAAGCUCACCAUUUUUGACUUCAUCAUCAUAGUAGCAGUCACCAUCUUUGUGGAGUUUCCCAGAAAGCUGAUAGUGAAGCACUGUGACUGCAGCCUGGCGAAGUGGUGGGGCCAGCAGGAGUUUGCUAUCCCUCAGAAUGUUCUAGAGAUCGUCUACGGUCAGACCAUCUGUUGGAUCGGCACGUUCUACAGUCCACUGCUGCCUGCUAUCUGCACCAUUAAAUACUUCUUCAUCUUCUAUAUCAAAAAGGUCUCGUUGAUUAAGAACUGCCGUCCAGCCACACGUCCCUUUCGAGCAUCCAGCUCUAACUUCUUCUUCCUGGGUGUGCUGCUGAUCGGUCUGGCCCUGGCCAGUCUGCCUGUCACUGUCAGUGUAGCGCAAAUAAACUGCUCUCAAGCCUGUGGACCUUUCGUUAAUUACAACACCUCAUGGGAGGUUCUGCCGACCACAGUAACUCAGCUCCCUGAUGGAGUGAAGACGCUCCUGUUUGCUAUCUCAUCAGAGGCCUUCGCUGUCUCUUUCUUUGUUGUGACAUGUUUGGCCAUGUUUUAUGUGAUAGCAUUGGCUGGAGCUCACAAGAGAGUUAUUAAUCAACUAAGAGAUCAGCUGGCUAUGGAGGGCCGUGAUAAGCGUUUCCUCAUUCAGAAGCUGUGCCAGGCCCAGAGAGUCUCUGUCGCCAGAUCUCCAGUGUCUAAAUCCCAGCCCCGCAGCCCCAGCUAUCACACCAGCUUCGCCAACAAUUACAAUGAAAGUGUGUUCUUGGAACACUCGACCCCCGACUCCUUCACUCAUCGGCUCAGCUGGUACGGAACUGAAGGCAGCGUGCUGUUGCUCGGUUCUACGAGAGAUCAGACACCAGCCAAAAUGUUGAGAAUAACGAUCCGUGCAGACGUAGGAGCCCUUUGGGUGUUACUCUGUAUCACGUACUCUCAGUUUUUGACCGUCUCCUCUGAGGACAUAGUGGUGGCAUGCGGCGGAUUUGUGAAGUCUGACGUUGAAAUCAAUUACUCUCUGAUCGAGAUUAAACUGUACACCAAACAAGGAUCGUUGAAAUAUCAAACAGAUUGUGCUCCAAUCAAUGGCUACUUCAUGAUCCCUCUCUAUGAUAAGGGAGACUUUGUUUUAAAGAUUGAGCCUCCCCUUGGAUGGAGCUUCGAGCCAACCAGUGUUGACCUCCACGUGGAUGGAGUCAGUGACAUCUGCACAAAAGAAGAAGACAUUAACUUUGUUUUCACCGGCUUUUCAGUCGCAGGAACGGUUCUAAGUAAAGGCCAUCUUCUCGGUCCGGCUGGGGUGGAAGUCAGACUGAGCCGAGUGGGGACGGAGGAGAAACUCCAGAGUGUGAUCACACAGCCUGGAGGAAAGUAUACCUUUUUGAAAGUCCUCCCUGGAAAUUAUGACAUCACAGCAGCCCAUCCCUCCUGGACUCUGGACCAGAGUUCUACCUCAGUACACGUUUCCAAUGCCAAUGCCCCGGCUGCUGAGCAUCUGGUAGUUGGAGGCUAUGACGUCUCUGGGGAGGUCCGCAGUGAUGGAGAGCCAAUGAAAGGGGUCACCUUCCUGUUGUACUCGGCUACAGUCAAGAGAGAGGACGUCAGUGGGUGUAACUCAUCUCCAGUCGAGGGGGCAGAUUCCGGGGACAGCUCUCUGGUCUACCUCUGCAGCGCUCUCUCCAGGGACGAUGGGACCUUCAUCUUCCCCUCACUGGCCAGCGGCGAGUACACUGUGGUGCCUUUUUACAGAGGAGAGAGGAUCACGUUUGAUGUCGCACCUUCAAGGAUGAAUUUCAAUGUCGAGCACAGCAGUUUGAAAUUAGAGCCCAUCUUCCGUGUCAUGGGCUUCUCUGUGACGGGCCGAGUUCUGAACAGUGUGGAUGGAGAAGGCGUCCCUGAUGCCUCAGUAUCUCUCAACAACCAGAUCAAAGUCAUCAGCAAGGAGGAUGGCUCUUUUCGUCUGGAGAACAUGACAGCUGGAACCUACACCAUCCGUGUCAGCAAGGAACUCAUGUUCUUUGAGCCAAUCACAGUGAAGAUUGCCCCCAACACGCCCCAACUUCCUGAUAUCAUCACAGCAGGGUUCAGCGUGUGUGGCCAGAUCUCCAUCAGCCGCCUGCCUGAGGGCAUGAAGCAGCAGGGCCGCUACAAGGUCACUCUGACACACCGAGACCAAGACAAGUCCUCCAGCAAGACUAUCGACUCUGAUCCUCAGGGAGCCUUCUGCUUUCAGGCCAAACCUGGAGACUACAGCAUCCAUGUGAUGCUCCCUGAGAUGGAGGUGAAAGCAGGCCUGGCCUUGCAGCCUCAGGCCCUGGAGGUUUCCCUGGUGGACCGGCCCCUCACAGAUCUACUCUUCACCCAGUUCAUGGCUUCUGUCUCUGGAAAAGUCUACUGUUUAGCCUCCUGUGAUGACUUGUCGGUGACCCUGCAGCCUGUGAGUCGACAGGGGGAGAGGAGAUCCGUGGCUCUGUCCGGUGGUGGUGACACCCUCAGCUUCACCUUUGAUGAUGUGUUACCUGGGAAAUACAAAGUGAGCAUCUCUCAUGAGGAGUGGUGCUGGAAACAUAAAUCCCUAGAAGUGGAGGUUCUGGACUCGGACGUAUUGGGGGUGGAGUUCAGACAGAUUGGCUACAUACUGCGGUGCUCCCUCUCCCAUGCCAUCACCUUGGAGUUUUUCCAAGAUGGCAGCAAACCCGAGAACGUCGGCAUGUACAACCUCUCCAAGGGAGUGAACCGCUUCUGCCUCUCCAAGCCGGGUGUUUACAAGGUCACCCCUCGCUCCUGCCACCAGUUCGAACAGGACUUCUACACCUAUGAUACCUCGGCUCCAAGUAUCCUGACCCUGACCGCAGUGCGCCACCAUAUGACUGGGCUCAUCACCACCGACAAGCUCCUGGACGUCACAAUUACUAUCAAAUCUUCUAUCGAGAGCGAGCCGGCGCUGGUGCUCGGCCCCCUGAGGAGCAUGGAGGAGCAGAGGCAGGAGCAGCAGCUGAUGGAAAUUAGGGCACGUCAGCAGGAACGGGAGCGCCGCGCGGCUGAGGAGGACGGAGGAGCCAGGGAUGACAGUCCUCCUAUCCAAGAGAGGGCUGAUGAGCUGACGGGUCCCUUCCACUUCGAUUUCUCCUACUGGGCUAGGGCUGGAGAGAAGAUCACAGUGACACCCUCCUCCAAGGAGCUCCUGUUCUACCCUCCUGAGGUGGAGGCCACUAUCACUGGAGAGUCAUGUCCGGGUCGGCUGGUGGAGAUCGCGGGCCGUGCAGGUCUUUUCUUGGAGGGCAGUGUGUCGCCAGAGCUGCAAGGUGUAGAGAUCUCAAUCAGUGAGAAGGGAACUACGGCACCCUUCACUACUGUGGUCACGAAUGAGAUGGGAGCGUACAGCGUGGGUCCGCUCCACAGUGACCGGCAGUACGACAUCAGCGCCAGUAAAGAAGGCUUUGUCCUGAGUCCUGUGGAGGGGACGCAGGGAGACUUCAAGGCGUUCGCUCUGGCUGGCGUCACCUUCAAGAUCAAAUCAGAGGAUGGUCAUCCGCUGUCAGGCGUCCUCUUGUCUCUGAGUGGAGGACAGUUUCGCUCCAACCUGCUGACCCAGGACACCGGCCUGCUCACCUUCAAUAACCUGAGUCCUGGUCAAUACUACUUCAAGCCCAUGAUGAAGGAGUUUCGCUUUGAGCCAGCUUCUCAGAUGAUCACAGUGGAGGAGGGUCAAAACCUCAGCAUCGAUAUAACAGGCGUUAAGACUGCUUACAGCUGCUACGGAGCGGUGCAGUCUCUGAGCGGGGAUGCAGAGAGGGACGUGGCCGUGGAGGCUGUGGGGCAGGGAGAGUGCAGCAUUUACAGCGAGGACACCGUCACUGAUGAGGAGGGUCGGUUCAGACUGAGGGGUCUGCUGCCGAGUUGCAAGUACCUCAUUCAGCUGCGAGCGGAAGGCAACGACCACAUAGAGAGAGCCUUACCACAGCACAGAGCGAUAGAGGUUGGCAGCAAUGACAUUGAAGGGGUCAACAUUAUCGCCUUCAGGCAGAUCAAUCACUUUGACCUCAGCGGAAACAUCCACACGUCCCCUGAACACCUCUCAACACUAUCGGUCAAGCUUUACAAGAAUGACAACCUGGACAACCCAAUCAGCAGUGUCUCCCUGGGACAGUCCCUCUUCUUCCACUUCCCUCCCCUGGACAGAGAUGGAGAGAGUUACGUUCUGAUGCUGUACUCCACACUGUCCCGCUCCCAAUAUGACUUCACUCUGCCUCAGGUCUCCUUCACCUCCACAGGCUACCACAAGCACAUCACACUAACCUUCAACCCCACUCGUAAAGUGCCUGACCAGGAUGUCGCCCAGGGCUCCUACAUAGCUCUACCCCUCACUCUGCUGCUCCUGUUAGCAGCAUACAACCAUGAGAAGGUCAUCCCCCUCCUGUUACAGUUUGUGAAUCGUAUCCAGGGAGUCCGGAGCAUGGCCCAGACCAGCGGAGACAGUGCAGCUCUGGAUGAAGCCAAACGCUUAGCUAAGAGACAGAAGGCUAGGCGUACAUGAAGAGACAUCCAUGGCUCACCUCAGACCACAUCGUAGUACGCUAAAUAGAUCACUUGCAUCAGCGGUCACAGCCUCUCAGAGCACUGCUCGUAGAGGUCAGCUCUUAGAGUAGAUGCUGUGGCUGCUGCCAGUGCUAGUGAACUAUUUAGUUCGCUCAAAUGUUACUUAAAAUCUGAGCCCAACAUGAAUCACUCGUCUUUCGCUACCACCACCUCAUCAGCCAAUCAGAUUCACUGGACUGACAGCUGACAGUUUGAAGGUUGUUUUCUUCGUUGUUUUAUUUUUUUUUACAGAAGAGUCAUUGUCAAAGAAACUGUUGAUAUUUAAAAUAGUGUAUGAGCCAUUUUCUGCCUUUGUAAUUUAUCAAUGUCACAUAUAAUCUGCUACCUGGGUUUGGAAAGCACUUCAAUGCUUUUGAAUAUUGUCCUAACCUGGAUCAGACAUCAUGGAUAGUCAUGAGUCAGCUAGCAUCAUCGGGUCAAUUCACACAUUUGACAAAGAAGAUCUUCAUCAGAAAGUGGCCGCAUUGUGACAAGACUUAAAGAAAACCGUCAUAACAUAAUGAUACUAAAUUUAAAAAGGGUGUAGUUUAGAUAAAUAUUAAUGUGAGAUCAAGAAAAGGGUCAAUUAGAAGAUUAUGUAUUAAAACUCAAAAAAGUAUGUGAAAGUGAAGAAAAUUGAAAAUACCCAUGAACUGUGGUUUCACCUUCACGGUUGGAGAUCACAUGAAAUAUUUGCAGUUUUGAA